GUACUACUAAUACUUUGGCCCAUACUCUCUACGGUAUUAAGCAUGCAGUGACUGCAACAUUGCAUAUUGUAAUGGGACAUAUUCAACCAGUAGAUGUCUGUACUUUCAGUACUCCAAGCAAGCUGUUGCGGUUUGGGUUCUCAGCUAUGUUUGGUUUUGGUGCAAGGACUCUAGCUUUGGCUGAAAAACACCGUUGGAUGCCCUCCAACCAGCGGAAGGAUUUUGCUUUUAUCAAAACACUGGCAGAUCUCAAGCCAGAGGAAUGUGAAUUAUCCUUUCUACCUCUACAAAUUCCCCAGGAAGACUCUCCUGAGAAUGACAGAAAGAAGAAAGAGAAAAUUAAAAAAAAGGGUAGCAAGGAUCAAUGGCACAAAAUUCAGGGUCACUUCCUGAAUGUGAGCAUUAUGGCAAUCCCUUGUCUGUGUUCAAUGGCACCAAGAGGCUUGGCACCUAAUACGAGGUUGAAUAAUGGAAGCAUGGCUCUUAUUGUUGUACAAAAUACUUCUCGAACAGAGUUUAUAAAACAUCUGAAAAGAUACGCCAGUGUAAAAAAUCAGUUCAAUUUUCCCUUUGUUGAGACCUACACUGUGCAAGAAGUAAAAGUACAACCAAGGCUUAAAAGUGGGCUUGGUGCCAAAGAAAAUACAUAUUUGAAUGCUGCUUCUGCAGAAGGAAAUUACCCUUGGAAUAUAGAUGGAGACUUAAUGAAAGAAGCAUCAGAAGUUCAUGUUCGGGUCCAUCCUCAACUGAUCGAUCUCUACGGAGUGAACACUGAUGACCUGGAGAGUUCCCAAGCAACAUGCAACUGCAUAUAGAAGGGACACGCUGCAAGUUCUGUAUUAAAGAAUCCUUUUCUCACUUCAAUGCCCAGCUUUCCAAGGUCCCAGCCUUUCACUCACUGAAUUCAGCUGUUGUAGCAGAA
Leptosomus discolor (cuckoo roller) is the source of this 922-nucleotide messenger RNA. The record is from RefSeq and is a predicted model, not a curated record. NCBI's taxonomy places the organism in Eukaryota, Metazoa, Chordata, Aves, Leptosomiformes, Leptosomidae.